AAUACAUUAGGACUUACGAUGCACGCUACAUCAAUAAAAGACUUUAUAAAUAUCAGUUUCGUCUAGGUCUUUUUUGCCGAUCUCCACUUUCACCCUGUAACCUAUAGAUUCGCUCUUCUCAUAUUCUCAAUGGAUAAAGAAUCCGCCACCCCGUCUGGAGCAGCUUCGAAUGCGAUUAAGGCCACGGCGCAUCUAAAGGAAGUAGUGAACAGAGAGCCGAGAGAUGAUUUGGAGAAACAUAAGAAAGACAUAACCGAGAAAAAAACACCUGAUGUGAUAGAGAUGUUGAAAGGAUUGGUUGAUCUUCUUGAGAAGAUGGAAGAAAAGGUGGAUCAUCGUCUUCAGAAGAUGGAAGAAAAGGUGGACUGUCGUCUUCGGGAGAUUGAAGAAAAAGUGGAUAUGUUGAUCUCAUCGGUUAGUUUAAUGAAAACUGGCAGUGUAAAGGCGGCCGAGGCAGACAACAUGUCUGUGGAUGAAUCAUCUUCUUCUGAUGAUGAUGAUGAAGAAGAGCCUGUCCAGAGAAAUUAUAGAGCAAAUACUAAAAAGGCGACCACCACUACUAGUUUUGGUCCUUUUGUUCGUGGUCGUGGAUAUGGUCCUACUAGUCUUAAUGUUGGUGGCCCUUUUUCCGGUGGUCGUUGUGGCGGUCGUGGUGAGUGUAGCUUCUGUUGAGGCUUUUGGUGGUGGAGGAAGAAGAGACCUGGUUCUGUUACUCAGCUUCAACGAUUAUGUUGGUUCCUGCACCUUGUUUGAUUUUUCUUACUUUUGAGUAAUUGAAGUAUUGUCUUAAAUCAACAGGCAUGAGCUUGUCUAUGUAGCUUUUUUUUUUCCUUGAAGUUUGUCUUUAGAAUCUCAUC
Brassica rapa (field mustard) is the source of this 857-nucleotide messenger RNA. RefSeq lists its product as uncharacterized. NCBI's taxonomy places the organism in Eukaryota, Viridiplantae, Streptophyta, Magnoliopsida, Brassicales, Brassicaceae. The record is from RefSeq and is a predicted model, not a curated record.